Molecule: messenger RNA, 1911 nt
Organism: Gossypium arboreum
Lineage: Eukaryota; Viridiplantae; Streptophyta; Magnoliopsida; Malvales; Malvaceae
Product: glucose-1-phosphate adenylyltransferase large subunit 1, chloroplastic
Exons: 14
Coding region: 198-1766 (522 amino acids)
Biological process (GO): glycogen biosynthetic process
Molecular function (GO): glucose-1-phosphate adenylyltransferase activity
Source: RefSeq, a predicted model, not a curated record
AACAUCAGAAAUUGGUGGAUGCAAUUCUUUAUAGAUAACGUGGCCCAUUCUUUCAAAUAUUACGCACUCCAUGAAAGCAACUCUCUUCCCUCUCCCUCCCCACCCCCUCCAUAGUCCUAAACAUAUACUAUCACUAUUAUAUUCUUCACUAAUUUCAUUCCCAAUUUUCUACUUGAUUUUCUUUUUCCAUUACAAAAAUGACGGUGUCAGCCGAUGGCCGGUUAUCACUCUCAGCCACCGGCCAGCUAGGUACCACCUUGGCAUUGGCUAGGAGGAGAUGUAGUAGGCUUGCCAAGUUUUCGAAUGGAGAGUUGAUGGGGAAGAAGGUUAACAUGACCCCAAAAUGUCAAAGACUUUGUAAUAAGAAUGUGAAGUCAAAUAUUUGCAUGUCACUUACUACUAACAUAGCUGGGGAGUUUAAGCUAAGGGAUCUAGAGAUGGAGAAAAGGGACCCAAGGACAGUUGUGGCUAUUAUUCUAGGAGGAGGAGCCGGUACUCGCCUUUUCCCGCUCACUAAGCGACGUGCAAAGCCGGCGGUUCCAAUUGGAGGUGCAUACAGGUUGAUUGAUGUUCCAAUGAGCAACUGUAUUAACAGUGGGAUCAACAAAGUGUACAUUCUCACCCAGUUUAACUCGGCUUCGCUUAACCGGCAUAUCUCUCGUGCUUACAACUUCGGCAAUGGGAUUAACUUCGGAGAUGGAUACGUCGAGAUAUUGGCAGCCACACAAACUCCAGGAGAGGCCGGUAAGAGAUGGUUCCAAGGGACUGCAGACGCAGUUCGACAAUUUCACUGGCUGUUCGAGGAUGCAAGAAGUAAGGAAAUCGAAGACGUGCUGAUUUUAUCGGGGGACCACUUAUAUCGAAUGGACUAUAUGGAUUUUGUACAGAACCAUAGGCAGAGCGGUGCAGACAUUACCAUUUCUAGCCUUCCAAUAGAUGAUAGGCGUGCCUCGGACUUCGGUCUAAUGAAGAUAGACAAUAAGGGAAGGAUUCUUUCGUUCAGCGAAAAGCCCAAGGGAGCAGAAUUGAAAGCAAUGGCAGUAGAUACCACAGUUCUAGGACUUUCAAAAGAAGAGGCCGAAAAGAAACCAUAUAUUGCCUCUAUGGGAGUAUAUGUUUUCAAGAAGGAGAUCCUUUUAAACCUUUUGAGAUGGCGUUUUCCAACUGCAAAUGACUUUGGAUCAGAAAUAAUCCCUGCCUCAGCUAAAGAGUUCUUCAUUAAGGCUUAUCUCUUCAAUGAUUAUUGGGAGGAUAUAGGUACUAUCAGGUCUUUCUUUGAAGCAAACCUUGCCCUCACUGAGCAUCCACCAAGGUUUAGUUUCUAUGAUGCAGCAAAGCCAAUAUUUACAUCAAGGAGAAACCUACCCCCAUCAAAAAUCGACAAUUGCAAAGUUGUUGAUUCAAUCAUAUCCCAUGGGAGUUUCUUAAAUAAUUGCUUUAUAGAACACAGCGUUGUUGGUAUUAGAUCCCGAAUCAACGCUGGCGUUCACCUAAAGGAUACAGUGAUGCUUGGGGCAGAUUUUUAUGAAACCGAUGCAGAGAGAGCAGGUCUUUUAUCCGAGGAAGGGGUUCCCGUUGGAAUAGGAGAAAACACUAAAAUCAAGGAUUGUAUCAUUGAUAAAAAUGCCAGAAUAGGGAAGAAUGUAGUCAUUGCCAACUCCGAGGGUGUACAAGAGGCUGAUAGAUCAUCAGAAGGAUUCUACAUACGAUCAGGAAUCAGUGUGAUAUUAAAAAACUCGAUAAUUAAAGAUGGAUUUGUUAUAUAAAUGAAAUGAUUCAUCAUCCAUUUUUGUUGAUUAGAAUUGGAUCAAUCUAGAAAUAAAUUUAAAAGUAUGAAAUGUAUGUAUGUUGGUUGAAAAGUUUUCGUAUUAAUGCGGCCCAUCCUUCCAGAAGAGAUUUACAAUUUCAAAA